Molecule: messenger RNA, 3241 nt
Organism: Toxorhynchites rutilus septentrionalis
Lineage: Eukaryota; Metazoa; Arthropoda; Insecta; Diptera; Culicidae
Exons: 7
Coding region: 104-3022 (972 amino acids)
Source: RefSeq, a predicted model, not a curated record
GCAUGCUUCCGUGCAAGUAACCAUAGCUCUAUAGCAACAUUCCAAAUAUUGAUAUCAACGAAAGGCUCGCAGUUCAGCACGCAAACGUUUUUCCUCAGCCAAAAUGGAUGGUCGCAAGAAUGGAACCUCCAUGCGACAUACUUCGAAGCCCACCACGUCUAGUAGGAAAACAGUCCUCCAGGGCACCAAGAACUUCGUCUGGGAUCGGGAGGAAGUGUCUUCCAAUCUGCCCUAUUAUGACCGCAACUAUGAGAUCCCCUUCAAUAGGGCCCCGAAUGAGAUCAAUUUUCUGGGUGGUUUGGGCAGCAAGAAACCCCACUACCGAUCCAAGGUUCAUCCGCAGCGAUUUUCUGCGGUCCAGCAGAUGCUGAGGAUGAGAACUUCCAACAGGAUGUUGGAAACGCUAACGGAGGACCUUAGGAAGGUGAAUUUGUGUCGCCACACCAAUGUUCGGGCUAAGCAAGAUAGGAAUGUGGGUGAGUACAUAAAACGGGUGACGGAUGAGUUACAGCUGGCGGGUAAUGUGGAACGAUCUUCCCCCUCGGAUCAGUCGGAGAUACAAUUCCAAGCUAGCAAUAAGAAAUCCUUGUCGAAUGACGAUUACAAAGAGAUGAUUCAGAAGUUGGACCGGAUACUGCUGGAAGAUCAAUGUCCGAGUGCUAGCCAGGGAGCUACCUUCCGUGAUUGGGCCACUAGGGAGCGGUAUAAUUUCAAAAAUCGUAAUAACAUCGCCAUGGUAAAGAGAGAGAAGGAAACACUGGAAUCGGAACUUUGUUCGUCGGUGGAUACCAAGUCGUACGAUUACAUCAGCAAUGAUGGGAGGCGAGUGACAAAGCUACGGAAGGCAACAAAAAUUCCCCACCUCGAAGGUUACAUGUAUGGUCCCUUUACGAAACUUCCCCGGUUGGAUCCACUUUUGAAGAAUGAAACAAAAUUCGGCAUUCCUCUCAGCCUAUUGGUUCGAUCGUAUCGCGAAAUGGAUUUGAAAAAGGAAGGCGAACGAAGCGUGAUUAACACGAGACUAUCGCACAUGCGAAUCCCUCUUUGUCCCAGAAGUAGUGACGAAUCGUCGGAUGACGAUGAUAAAAUGGAAGAGGUGAAAAUGUUAUCAUUCAUACGAACACCCUACUUUCGUAUUCCGACGAUUCGAACCCAAAAGAAACGUCGUAAGGAUCGGCUACGCAGUCGUUGGUUGAAAAAGGAUCGUCUGAAGAGAAUCACUAUGCUGUUGUACGAUCGAUCUGAAGAGAAUAUGAAAUGCAAGAAACGUAGCGGUCGUCAGAGGACUGAUUCCGGCUCGGAUUCGGGUGCUUCUUCGGCUACAAAACGACAGUCGAAACAAACUAAAACAGACGAAAUGCCUCAGUGCUCGGAGAACCGAAUGCGUUACUACGAAUUUAUAGAGGAAAAAGCCCGCGAAUAUAGAAAGUUGUACGAUGAAUGUCUGCAAGACAAACUGACGACCUUCCAGGAGUUCAAAAACAAAGAAACAACUUCGGAUGAUAAAUUAUCGGAUACUUCAAGAUCCAAGUCGAGACUAGGCAAACUCAAAACACCCGAGGAACAAGAAGAACCGGUGGACAUGGCGGAGAUUCGUUUCCCCUCCAACCGAUUCAAAAGUUUGUCCAAAAGCGAUGGUCUCAUGGGAUCGUUUUAUAUCGAUCCUGAGUUUUACGAAAAGUCGAAGGAUUUAAAAAGGUACAAGAAGCGAUCCAAAUACUACACUAGCCUGAUGCGAGGUCGGCCCAGCAUACGGCAGCGUUUGCAGGUCAACGCGCCGGACUUCGACGAGGAGCAGCUUGGCUUCAAAACGAAGUACUUCAACCGUCUGGCAACCGAGUGGGACAACUACUACAUCCACGAGCUCCGCUAUCGUCCACGAGUGCGCAAGUUCUGCCCCAAAACCGAUGUGCUCAACAUGCGCGAUCAGCGGCGCAAAACGUUCCUCCAGUAUUACAUCGCCGAGAAUUUGCUCAAAGUUCGCGAGAAACAUUUGCUGGAGAGAAAAUUCGCCCAAUGGAUCAAAAAUUUCUGCAAGGAAACUAAACCACUGUUCAAGGUAUGGAAGGAUAAAGCCUAUGACAAGGUGUUGGAGAUGUCAGAUCAGGCGAAGCAAGCCCAACAGGAUACGUUGAGAUUGAAGAAUAUGCUGCAGGACCGACAAAAUAAGGUAGAGGCACUCACGGAGAAGAUCCUGCUGCUAGAGGAACGAUGGACCAAAAUUAUGCAAAUCAGGAACUACUACUAUCUCUUGAUGGACCCGCAGUGGAGACUGCAGAACGAUAACCUUCAUAGAGCUCUCGACGGAUCUCUAAAUUCCGUCUCGGAGUGCGUUCAAAACUGCAAAUCACUUUUCAUUCGUACGGAAGGAAAUAACAUCGGUACGGAGAUUGCUGCCUUCUACACGGAGAAAAUCUUCCCGGAACUUGAGAAGCAAACCAACUGCACCCCGGAAGUGGGUCUACUUCUCGGGGGAUUGGGACGGAUCAAUCAUCGAACGAUUGAUUUGAUUCAAAAGUACAACAACAAACUGAUGCUGUUCAGCCGAAUCGAUUACCACUACAAGGGGGUUCUGGAGGAGUUUCCGAGGUACUUUGCUAACCAUCUCGAUAUGCUGGAGCUGUAUAACAAUAAAAUAGAGAUGAUUCAGAGGAAGAAUGACGCGAUGAAGCAACAGGUGCUAAGGAUGUUGGGAGAGCCGUUGAAAAAGUGUGUCAGCAGCAAAUCAAUGAGGGUUACAUCUUCUAUCAUCAGCCAGUUGUACGAGUACAUACGGAAAUCAAAAAAACAUGGCAAGGAGAUAGUUGAAAUCAGCAGCAUGGAGAAACUAUCGAUUAUACACCAAUAUAUUAUAGACUUACUGGGGGCAUUGGACAAGAUCCCGCUGGACAUCCUCAAGGUUUCGGAGCAUGAAGCCAGAAAGAAUCGUAAGAAAGCCUUACGGCAAGCGAACGAGGCUUUGAAGCGGAAAGAAGUGUUCGAUUUGUUGAGAAAGCAGCUGAAACUGCACGUGAAAAAAUAAUGCCUUAUACUCAAUAGUUUACACAUGAUUUACAAUACUUGCAUGCGGCAUAAAUAAGUCACAUUCAGAACAAUUCUUCAUAGGAGUUUAUAAAUUCCUACAAUUCAACAUUUUCCAAUGUUCUACAUUGUGUCCCACAGCAAACUGCAUCACCGAAAAAAACGUUGUAGAAAAUUAUCUAGUUGACCGAUCCUUUUCAAACUUUCAGACAAUAAAAUA